Messenger RNA from Heterocephalus glaber (naked mole-rat), 4045 nucleotides. The record is from RefSeq and is a predicted model, not a curated record. Lineage: Eukaryota; Metazoa; Chordata; Mammalia; Rodentia; Bathyergidae.
UGUGUGUGUGUGUGUGUGUGUGUGUGUGUGUCUCCUGCGCACAGAUGGGGGGAAAGGGGAGGGGUCUUUCUACAAACUGCACACCAGUCCAGAGCAGGAGAGGGACCUGGCAGAUCAUCAGUCGGGUCUGGCAACGUAGAGAAGACUGAAGAACCAGGCUGGAAAACAGCAGGGACCAGGUAGAAACUGGGCCCUCAACUCCAUGUCAUUGUGUCCCUACCACAAAACCUGGCUCUGACUGGCUGAGUCCAGGUAUCUUCAGCUGGUUUUAACCAAACCCCCAACUUUGGCAGCAGGAAUACUGCCUCCUUCCUUUCACAACUCAAGUGAUAGAGACCCACACACACACUGAAAAUGGAUGCAGAUGCUUUGCUGCCUACAAACCUCAGCAGAUGUCCAGUACACUUGGACAUUUGGGGACAUUCAUUCCAAGACUCAGAAGCAACUUUCUUCCUCUUCCGUUAUGUUAUCAAUAUUGAAGUAGAGCCUAGUCCCAGCACAGGGGAGGCUGAGAUAGGAUUUGCUUGAGACCAUGAGUUCAAGACCAGCUUGGCCAACAUAGCAAGACUGCAUAAUAAUGGUGCAUACCUAUAAUCUCAGCUACUUGGGAGGCUGGGGCAGAAGGAUCUCAAGUUAAAGCCCUUAGAAACAUUUAAAGGGGGUGGUACUUGGGAUGUAGCUUGGUGGUAAAGCACUUGCCUAGCAGGAAGGACCUGAGUUUGAUCCCCAAUACGGCAAAAAAGAAACAAGCAAGCAAAAACAAAACUGAGCUCACCUAGCUCUCUGCCCACCCCAUCAGGGAGGCCUGAGUAGGGAACCUGAGGGUGGAAGCUGAAGGAGAGAGGUAGGGCCCCUGAAGACCUUGCAUACAGGGGCAGAGAGCCUAGACGGGCAGCUUCUGGUGUACCUGAAAGGCUGAUCCCAGGAUGGGCUGAGGCGGUGUGAAACACAAGGCAGACCCCAUUUGUGCAUCAGCCCUGUGUGCAAGGAUCAGGUUCAAAGAGAAAACUGUGGAAAUGUGCUUCGGUAAUAUAGCUGCAAACACCAGAAUAAGAACAUCGUUAUGCUAAGGUUCAGGAUAUUUUUGGAAGUUGGGCAGAUUAAAAGGCAUGUGUCUGUGUAUUUAAAACCAACUGACCCCCAAGUGAGAAAUUUCUGCUCCUGGGCUUGUUUUCUGAUGUGUAUUGUCACAAAGUGCAUAGGGUUGGGAACUGUAAAUGGUCGUAUUCAUACCAAAAGCAUUAGUUAAAACAGUCGCGCUAUUGAGCACAGAACAAUGCUCACACUGUGCCUUUUUAUAAAAAGCAUAUGGGACUCCUGCAGAGGCCAUUGCGGGUUCUAACAUUAUGCUUUGCUCCUCUCCCUUGAACACUGUGGGCGGGGCCUCCUGUCCAGGGGCCUCGGCCCAGCGGGCUCGCUCCGAGGCGCUCGGGAUGGAAGCUGCUGAGCUGAUUUCUGCCUUUGGCCCUGCACGGUCCCCUUUGCAUUCGCCCGUUAAAUACUCCUAGAAACACAUUAACGCCCUCUAUUAAGCCAGUGGGGACUGUGCGUUUCAAACAAAAGUACUCCCAGCCUGGGUUGGGCGGGGGGAGCUUGGGGGUCGGGAGAGGGGCGUCUGUCUUCUGGUGGAACUGAACUCCGGUUUUGUACUGGGUUUUCGCUCGCAGAAGUAAAUAUGAGGGUUGUGUGCGCCACCCCGCCAGACCCAAAAGUAGGACCACGCUUCCCGCGCCGGCCCUUCCGUCUGGCCUGCUCCUGCCGCCCCGGUUCUCCCCCUGCCACACCGUUAUUCCUUCAGAGGGCAGGAAUGAGCUCACCACAGAUGUUCUUUAUUGGCGCCCAGGGCCUAGAGAAGGGGCUGAAACCGGGUGAGCGGGCCUGCGGGAGGCAGCCAGCAGGGGGCGCUGCUCUCCUACAGCGAUCCUGCACCUCCCCCGCCGGCGCCCUCGGGGCUCGGCCCGGGCCUUUGCGGGAUCCUGAGCCUGGGAUGCUGCGUCUGAAGGCUGGAGCUGAGCCUGUUGCUUGGUCUGCGGCUCCCGUUCCUUUGCACCAGGCCUUCGUGGGGGAACUGUCAGCUGCGAAGUGCGGAGGAGGGGAGCGGGGGUCUCUCGAAGAGGUUCGCCUCGUUUCCCAGGGUGGAAAAGAGGGUGGCUUGGGGCCCUGCCCGCGCUUCUGCCCCUUCCUUCAGCCGCCUGCGCCCUCGUAUCCUCGGCGCACCCGCGACCCCGGCUGCACCCGCUGCGCGCUCAGGCUCUGGGGAGGUUUGGCGUCGCCUGGGAUUGUUGCCGGGCAACAAGCAGCUGGCUGCAGCCUCUGCGCCCGCCCCGCCCCCGCCGCUCCUCGGCGCGCAGCCGUGAGCAGCGGGUUCUCUGCCUGCCGACGGGGAUGUGACCGGCUCCGCACGGAGCGCAGCGCCCCGCGCCACCUCGAGUCCCGGAAGAGAACCGCCGAGCUGCCCAUUCAGAUGCCAAUCAGAAGCCGAGGAGGAAAUUUAAGUCGCUGGCAGCUGAGCCUCGCGGAGAGCGGUGCCAGCGAAGCCUGGGGUCGUGGGGAGGCGAGGGGGGCGCUUGCUGUAAAGAAAUCCUCAGGCGCGGCGUUACUGCCUCAGCCCGGUGCAGCCGGUGUUCGCCGCCCGCGUUCCUCGCUUGGCUCCGGUAUUUAAAUCAGCACGUCUUGCCCACUGAGAAGGACUUUUCCCUGGGUGGGAGAUCUGGCCGGUAGGCUCAGCCCAGGUCGCCCUCUUCACGGGCUCAGGUCGGGAGGCGUGGCAGCCCCCGCGCGAGAGGCCAGUGCCAGGCAAAAGGCUAUGUGGAGAGCCACAGAGGACGUGUGCACACGGUUCACGGAGACCAAGAUUCUUCCAGGAAAAGACAGAGGGGGAGGAGGAGGAAGAGAGAGGUAGAAUGUGGGCCCUGGGUGGGCACAGCAUUGUAACUGCACAUGGAGGGGUGAUUUCCGCCCCUCUGAAUGAAUAGCAGCGCUUUAGGCCUACAAGAUUGGGUAUGGAUGCUAGAGGCAUGUAGGUUAAGAAAAACAUUGUUGCUUCUGUUUUAGUUAACGUGAUGUCACGCACAGAACAGGGGAUAAUUUCCCUUUUGUGGGAAUACAUUUUUCCUAGUACAGUCAAUUGCUCACUUAUGAAUAUAAUAAUAUGGUAAAAGAAUGAUGAUCGUGUUAGGCAAAUCCACAAAUCAGUCUUAUAUCCUUUUGGAAUGCAGCUCGAUGCCCCUGUGGAGGGGAAUAUCUUGGAUGGGCCUUGCAGUUCAGGGAGAGCCUGAUCCCUCCCCACAGCCCUCAGGAUGGGUUCUUGUAGUCCCCUAGAGGAGAGAGCUUGGAGAAUCGGGCAACUUGCCCAAGGUCACUAACUCUAAAGGGCUUCUGUGACAUCACCUGUUUCCAGAGCUCAACGGAAAAGAGCAGCAGGACCCUUCUCAACUCGGCCACUGACACCCACUGGUGUGAGGCGGGGACAGAUUACUUACUACUCAUCUAGGCUUUAGCUUCCUCACUUUAAAAUCAAGUUACAAUCAAGAUACAGUGGCCCCUCAAGUUACAACGGGCCUGACAUAGGAACUUGGGUUAAUUAGGUUAAUGGAAGAUUCAUCUGCCUCUUGUUAUCUAUACCGUGUACCCAGGUAAACAUCUAAAUCUCAGCUGUACUGACUUAGUUACAACUAGCCCUCAGGAAUGAGUUCCUAAGGGUCCACUGUGCUAAGAGUACAUACUUUGUAAAAAUUGAUUAAUUGCAAAGUUUAAAAAUUCUGCCUGGCACUUAAUAAGCACAAUGUAUAUAUAAUCUCCCAUGCUCAGAAUCUCCAUUAGGUGAGUCUUGCUCAAUAAUAGCUCCACCCACCACUAAAAGAAAUGUAAAAUUUAAAAGUUUGCUGAGGCUGACUCAUACAUAUCUACAACAAUUAACUUCUCAUUAAAAGGGAGUUGUUUUCCCUGUGACAAUUCUUACCUAAAUUGCCUUAACAUUUUUUUUGUCGGUUGAGAAUACCCUUCUGCAGGUGUGCUUACUGCUGGAUUUUUUUUUUUUUUUUUU